Lutra lutra (Eurasian river otter) is the source of this 418-nucleotide messenger RNA. Its product is annotated as 40S ribosomal protein S24-like. Bases 41 to 358 code for a protein of 105 amino acids. Gene Ontology annotation, molecular function: structural constituent of ribosome. Gene Ontology annotation, biological process: translation. Gene Ontology annotation, cellular component: ribosome. The transcript has a single exon. The record is from RefSeq and is a predicted model, not a curated record. Lineage: Eukaryota; Metazoa; Chordata; Mammalia; Carnivora; Mustelidae.
ACUCUUUUCCUCUCCAGCUGCUUGAAGCUUGGCCUCCAUCAUGAAUGACACAGUAACUAUCUGGACCAGGAAAUUCAUGACCAACCGACUUCUUCAGCACAAACAAAUGGUUAUUGAUGUCCUUUAUUCCGAAAAGACAAUAGUAUCUCAGACAGAAAUUUGGGCAAAACUAGCCAAAAUGUACAAGACCACACCAGAUGCCAUAUUUGUAUUUGGAUUCAGAACCCAUUUUGGUAGUGGCAAGACAAAUGACUUUGGCAUGACUUAUGAUUCUUUGGAUUAUGCAAAGAAAAAUGAAUCCGAACAUAGACUUGUAAGACAUGGUCUAUAUGAGAAGAAGACCUCAAGAAAACAGUGAAAAGUAUGCAAGAACAGAAUGAAGAAAGUAAGGGGGACUGCAAAACCCGAUCCUAGUGCU